Molecule: messenger RNA, 1545 nt
Organism: Auxenochlorella protothecoides
Lineage: Eukaryota; Viridiplantae; Chlorophyta; Trebouxiophyceae; Chlorellales; Chlorellaceae
Exons: 6
Coding region: 1-1545 (514 amino acids)
Source: RefSeq, a predicted model, not a curated record
AUGGUGGGCUUCGUGCAGCGCUUCUUCUGCCUGGCCGGGGACGCUGGCUCCCCGCAGCGGAGUCCACAAUCACUCCGCAACGCCUACGCCGACUCCGCCCGAUCCAAGAUCCUGGCGGCGGUGGAACAGGACCUGACGGAUGCCUUCUCCCGCAUCCCACACCCCGUGGCCCCAGCCAGGGAGCAGUCCCUGGCCUACACCCGCCUGUCUGCCCAGGACCUGUCCCCUUCCUUCCUCUUCCUGGCGCGUGACCUCCUGGGCAAGAUAGGCGCGCUGGCCCGCACCUGCCAGAUCUGCCAACAAGACCAGGUGGAGUUGCUGGAGACGCUGCAGGCCCUGGAGCUCGCCCAUCGCCGCUCGGAGUUUGCCCGCGCCCGCGCCGAGGCGCUCGCCACCGCCAGGGGCGAGGCUCUGAUGCACGCGCAGGCUGCCACGCGCGACGCGGAGGCGCAGCAGCUCCAGCUCUCCGCCCUGCUGCAGACGACGCUGGAGCACCUGGGGUGCGCCCCCAGCCCCACCCCCACGCGCCCUGGAGCGAGGGCCAGCCUGGGGGAGAGCCGGGCCGGGGCGCUCCGGGCUUCUCUGGAGGGCAGCCUGGCCUCGCUGGCCCGCGGCCUGCACCCAGACGGCGCCGAGGCGCCGACGGAGGAGGAGGAGGCGCCCGCGCUGGAUGCCUCCAGGAGCCACUUCAGCGGCUUCACCGUCCACACCAAUGACCUGGCGCCCGGGGCGCCAUCGUCUCGUGGCACCAGAGCGGAACCAUUUUCGCUCGACAACGGCUCGCCCUCACCGCGGGCGCGCGCCCCAGGCGAGAACGCCCCGCCCCAGGCGGAAGCUCCGCGCUCCAGCCAGGGCUGGCGCGGCAUUGCCUCCGCUCUGCGCUCCAGCGUGCAGGGCGGGGCCGGGGGCCACCGCUCCAUCGAUCCCGGGCAGGGUCUGCAGGACACGCCGCUCGCCCCGGCCUGGACCCCGGUGGGGCCGGCCGGCGGCGAGGGGCGGGGGACGCACUCUCAAGCUGCCGCCGCCGCACAGCGCCCGGCGCCGCUGCUGCUCCCGGGCGACGUCCCCGCCCCGGUCGGGGCGGGGAGCCUGCGCGGCAAGGCGACGACCUCUCUGGUCAGGACGGGGGCCAGCCUGGCGUCCCCGGGCUUCGCAAAGGCGGGGGCCAUGCGGGCAUGCGAUGCGCCGGCGCCAGGGCCCCAGGAAGGGGCGCAGGACUCCCACCCGCUGCCGCUGGGCACCUUCCUCAGCCCCACGCUGGAGGGCAUGGCGCGGUGGAAGGGGGCCAGGCCCGGGGUCAACCCGCGGGACCACAUCGCGGCCGUGUUCCGGAACACGGAGGACCUGGACUUCUACCACCCCUUCUCAGCGGGGAUGCAUGGGGAGCCACGGCCUUCCUCCCACAGGCAGUACCGCUCGGUGUCCUCCUCCAAUGCCCAGGCCCUGCCGCAUGCCACCGAGAACGCUCCGGGUGGACGGGAGGAGAAGGAGGCCAGGCCUGGCUUGCAGGGUGGCGGCGUCCCACUCCAAGGCCGCAACAUGUAG